UGUAGCCAAUUUCUUUGUUCGAAAUCUGAACGUGACUAACAAUCACAGUACUAGUAUCUAGGAGCCAGGACCAGGACCAGGACCAGGACCUUCAAGCAUUGACCGUUGUGGCGCAGGAAUAUCAACUCAACUUAUCUAGGCUAAAUCUCGGCUCUGACUUCAGGUUCUGUUGGAAUUGUCGCUUCAAAAACUUGAAAUGCUUGUUGUACCUUUGCCCUUCUAUGUUUUACAUUCAAGACUUAGGCCAUAGGCUCAAAAUAUUAAUAUUGAUUGACGUCUUCAAUAACCAUGCAACCCUGACCAUCCAUAAUCACACGGCGCUUUUUUCCAAUCACCGGCCUUGUUGACGUACACGUCUUGGCCCGAUUUACUUGCACUCUAACCUCGCUAUGAUUCUGCUCACCGCACUUUGGAUCCUCAUCUCCUCGAUUAUUGCUCAUUUGGUAUACAAGAGAUGGUCCCGCAUCUCAAUCACCAACAUCCGUGGGCCUCAGCCGCAUUCGAUCUUAUACGGCAACUUCCCAGAAAUGUUGGAAGGGCAAGCUGGCGAUAUUGACUUCAAGUGGCAGGAGGAGUUUGGUGAUGUCGUCCGAAUCAAGGCACCCUUCGGUGAAGAUCGGUUGCUCCUUUCGGACCCUAAAGCGUUACAAUAUAUCUAUCAUGCCUCCGGAUAUGGUUUUACUAAGACGUCGGGUCGUCUUGCUGUAUCUCAAACGAUAUUUGGCCCCGGGCUUGUGGGCGUCGACGGCGACAUUCACAGGCGGCAGAGAAGGGUUAUGAUGCCCGGUUUUGGGACUCCAGAAAUCAAGGCUUUCGUACCAAUCUUUUUCACUCAUGCUGGGAAGAUGGCUGCCAAAUGGAGAGAUAUCAUUUCGGGCAACGGUGGCCUGUCAUGUACCGUGGAUGUUCCUUCAUGGACAUCUCGUGCAACGCUAGACAUUAUAGGACAAGCUGCCUUCGACUACGACUUCGGAGCUCUUGAUGACACAGACAACAUCCUGACCAAGAUUGUGUCAAACAUCGUCUUUGAUACGUUCGGCCUUCCAACAAACAAGGCCAUCCUCUCUUUGAGCCUCAUGGACUUUCUUCCUUUCUGGCUUUCGAGAUUCAUCACUAAGUCUUUGCCGAUAUCGCGUUUGUCUCAUGCCCACAAAUUGAAUCGAUUAACCGGCACCGUCUCGAAGCAACUGGUCAAAGAAAAGUACGAUGCUCUGAUUGACGGUAAAUCUAACAAGGACAUUAUGAGUCUCUUAGUCAAGGCCAAUGCAUCCCAGAACCCAGACACAAGACUCUCAGAGCAAGAACUGCUUGCGCAGAUGAUCACAAUCAUCAUGGCAGGUCAUGAAACAACGUCAAAUUCUUUGUCAUGGGCAUUGCUGGAACUUGCAAAGCACCCGGAGAUACAGUCCAAACUUCGGGAUGAGAUCCGAGCAAAGGAACGUCUGGUACUUUCGCGUGGCGGGUCAUUGACGGCCACAGAUUUCGAUAAUAUGCCCUAUUUAACUGCCGUUGUAAAAGAGAGCCUUCGUUUCCAUCCAGUGUCAUACAACGUUUUCAGAGUAUCGGAAAAGGAUGACGUAUUGCCGCUGCUGAAACCGAUAAUCACCAAAGACGGAAAGGUCAUGUACGAAGUACCAAUUCCCAAGGGUCUCCAAAUUAUCAGUUCGAUUGCUGCAUAUAAUAGGAACAAGGAUAUAUUCGGAGAGGACUCAAGUGUCUUCAAUCCUGACCGUUGGUUGUGCGAUAAUGUCAAGUCAAGCGUAUCUAUUGGCAUGUACGCAAAUCUGUUCACCUUCUCAGGUGGCGGACGAGCGUGCAUUGGCUGGAGAUUUGCGGUACUCGAGCUAUCGGCCUUUGUCGUUGAACUUUUGAAUAACUUUGAGUUCUCCUUGACGGACAAAGGUGACAGCAUUCGAAGGGAGGCGUGCUUUGUGAUGACUCCUACGCUUGAAGGUCAGCGGGAAAAGGGAACACAGAUGCCUCUUAACAUUCGAAUUGCAUCUCGGGAGGACAUGUAGGUAUUACUAGUAUUUGGGAUGAAUGACAUGUUCGGAACUGCUUCGGGGUGUUCAGUAACGAAGUUAUUGGCCAUGGCAGCACCUCCACAGAUAUAAAUGAUUG
Guyanagaster necrorhizus is the source of this 2121-nucleotide messenger RNA. RefSeq names its product cytochrome P450. The record is from RefSeq and is a predicted model, not a curated record. The coding region runs from base 390 to 2018 and encodes 542 amino acids. Gene Ontology annotation, molecular function: heme binding; iron ion binding; oxidoreductase activity, acting on paired donors, with incorporation or reduction of molecular oxygen. The transcript is spliced from 14 exons. Lineage: Eukaryota; Fungi; Basidiomycota; Agaricomycetes; Agaricales; Physalacriaceae.